Messenger RNA from Lachancea sp. 'fantastica', 897 nucleotides. The record is from the annotation of a GenBank genome assembly. NCBI's taxonomy places the organism in Eukaryota, Fungi, Ascomycota, Saccharomycetes, Saccharomycetales, Saccharomycetaceae.
AUGUCGAACGAUAAAAAACAAUCGGGCCUGGCCCGUGUCUUGGGUUCUGCCUCGGCCGGUAUCUUGGAAAUCGGUGUUUUCCAUCCGGUGGACACUGUGUCCAAGAGACUGAUGUCCAACCACACCAAGAUUGGAUCUGCAGCGCAGCUCAACACAGUCAUUUUCCGGGAACAUGCGGGCGAGGCUCUUGGAAAACGUCUGUUUACUUUGUUUCCAGGUCUCGGAUACGCAGCGUCUUAUAAGAUCCUGCAAAGAGUCUACAAGUACGGUGGACAGCCAUUUGCCAAUGAAUUUUUGAACAAAAACUUCAAAGCGGACUUCGACAAUGCGUUUGGCGAGAAAACCGGUAAGGCAUUGCGUUCUGCCACCGCUGGCUCUUUGAUCGGUAUCGGUGAAAUCGUGCUGUUGCCGCUGGACGUUUUGAAAAUCAAAAGACAAACCAACCCCGAGGCUUUCAAAGGUAGAGGCUUCGUCAAGAUUCUGCAAGACGAAGGUCUCGGACUGUACAGAGGCUGGGGCUGGACAGCGGCCCGUAACGCACCUGGGUCGUUCGCACUUUUCGGAGGUAACGCCUUUGCCAAGGAAUACAUUUUGGGUUUGAAAGACUACUCCACAGCCACUUGGUCUCAAAAUUUCGUCUCUUCGAUUUUCGGCGCCAGCGCAUCUUUGAUCGUCUCCGCUCCGCUAGAUGUCAUCAAGACCAGAAUCCAGAACAAACACUUUGACAACCCAGAAAGUGGGUUCAAGAUUGUCAAAAACACUUUGAAAAACGAAGGCAUCACAGCUUUUUUCAAAGGUCUGACACCCAAGCUGCUCACCACCGGGCCCAAGUUGGUGUUCUCGUUCGCUCUAGCACAGUCCUUGAUCCCAGCUUUUGAUAAACUAGUGAGUAAAUGA